UUAUGGAAGAAGACAUUCUAAACUAUUUACCAACUGUCAUGUUUCGUGGGACACCCUGUAUCGAGCGGCCAAACUAUCUUCCCCGAAAGCAUGUAAUUAGUACGGAUCUUGUACGUUUAGGAUUCAAUCCAGGGCCCGGCGGGGUGAGGACAAGUUCAAAUAUCGUUUUUCGUGUUUAACCGGACGUAUUGCAUUUAUUUUUUAUUUUUAUUCAAAUUCGUCAAAUUAACUUGAAUUGUUUAACAUGGAGACAGGCCGACUGUCCUAUACUUACAUACAAAACCCAGUAUUUAGGUUGUUGGAACCAGUAGAUCAGACGUAUAUUCUAAGGAGCCCUGUGAAUAUGACACCUAUCAUAUGUUCAGCUUGGUGAGUUUCAUUAUAUCCAUCUUUAUAACAGUGAUAACGGUUACCAUCAAUGUUAACCUGAACAAUAACAAUAACAACAACAAUAACAACAACAACAAUAAUAACAACAAUAAUAACAACAACAACAACAAUCAAAACACCCGAAGACAAUUUUCUUCGAAAGAUGACGAACUCGACUUGUUGAUAAGAAGUUCCUCUUCGAUAUUUGAUCCCAGAAUCCUCGAACAUUUGUACAACAGCAUUGAUACUUACCAACACUAUUGCCAGAGUUAACAACUAAUCAGGGUAAAUAUGGAAUAUCGGAUUGAAAAUUCAACCAGUUUGAUUUCUCGACUUUAUCUGGAGAUGUCAACAAGAAGUUUGGAAGAAACCACGGUCAUGUCAGAGAAUAUUCUUGACGAGUUUCAAGGACGAUCAUCAUGUCCAACAUCGUCCUCAUUUUCACCUUUCAGCUUCUUAGCGUUCGCUGUAAUCUCUAUCAAUACUGUGCUCAAUGUUAUUAGUAUUGUAAACAGUAAUAACAACAACAAUAACAACAAUAACAACAACAACCUCAACGACUUUGACAGUGUGAAUAUGAAUACUGGAAAUGGAAGACGAAGGAGAUACGCCGCCAGAUUUUUAUCCACAAAAGGUAUAUAUGAGAAGAAUGUGAGACGGGUUGAGUUUAUAUCCUCGUCUGAUCAGAGUUUAGAUCUGGAUUCUCUUCAACGGAUUAUUCAAGAAGAAGAAUCAAAAUAUAAAUCAGGUUUGCAGUGUGGACUUGGAUACAACAUCUUUAUAAACUGGAUGGAACACCAAUUGUUUAAAGAAACCAAAGUUGGGAGUUUAAGAUCGACCGCUAUUAAGUUAAACUAGCCAAGACUGGUUCAACUGCUUCUGAAAUAUUGCUGAGAUCAUCUAGAAUCAGAAAACAGUAGAGACUUUGUUAUACCAGUUGUAUCCAGUUUAACAACCUCUCAUUCGUUCAAAAAAUUCCAACUCUGACCAAUCAAUAUUUUUCAAUAACGCACUUUACACUAAUUCUAUUUGUACUUACAGUAAAAGAUACAUUACAUAUAAUGUUUUAGUAGACUACGUUUUUAUUGUCCUUUAUUAUCAAAUUUGUAUAUUAAUCAUGUAAACACUUUUUAAUCUCAAUUUUUUACUUUUAGUUUUAUGCAGAUUUAUGGUUUGCGACGGAUUCAGUUAAAUUGCAAGUCAAUUGUUAAUACUCCUAAAUAAUAAUUCUGCAGGUCUUAAUAGAUUUUUCUUUUAUCAUUAUUGCGCAACGAAAAUAUUUAUCUUUU
Molecule: messenger RNA, 1658 nt
Organism: Eurytemora carolleeae
Lineage: Eukaryota; Metazoa; Arthropoda; Copepoda; Calanoida; Temoridae
Product: M-phase inducer phosphatase
Exons: 8
Coding region: 661-1227 (188 amino acids)
Source: RefSeq, a predicted model, not a curated record